CCUGGUUAGUCCAACCCGUUUACUUCCCGAAAAUGUCAUCGAUUCUCUUUCGCUACGCCGCCCGUAAAUCUGCCGCCGGCGGCGGCGGCCCCAAUUUCCGGCAGGCCUUGUGUUAUUCCCUCUCCCUGCUCGACGGCUCGACUGUCGGCGCAUUGUCGGCAGGUGCGAAGCCUGAAUUCUCGAAUAAUCAGCUUCUGCGCCACUUCUCGCGUUUCUCUCGUCUCGCUUCUAGUUCCGACUUCCCGCGGGAAAUUGCGAGACCGUGCGGCCUGAAUUUGAGGUUCGCGGGGAGGAUUUCGACGCUAUCGAACAAAGAAAAUCGAGGCCAAGGGGAGGAGCCUUUGAAGGCGGAGGUUUCGUGGGUUGAUCUCUACUUACCGAGAUAUGUACGGCCUUACGCCAAGCUCGCGCGGCUCGAUAAGCCGAUUGGGACUUGGCUACUCGCUUGGCCUUGUAUGUGGUCAAUUUCGAUGGCGGCUCAGCCCGGCAAUCUACCGGAUAUAAAGAUGAUGACUCUGUUUGGCUGUGGGGCGUUGCUUUUACGAGGAGCUGGUUGCACGGUUAAUGACCUUCUCGACAGGGAUAUUGACACCAAGGUAGAGCGCACAAGGUUAAGGCCGAUUGCUAGUGGUCUUUUGACACCAUUUCAGGGGCUAUGUUUCCUCGGCUCUCAAUUGCUUUUGGGUCUUGGAAUUCUCCUUCAACUGAAUGAUUAUAGCAAGAUUUUGGGAGCAUCAUCAUUGUUACUGGUUUUCUCGUAUCCUCUCAUGAAGAGAUUCACCUUUUGGCCUCAAGCGUAUCUGGGUUUAACGUUUAACUGGGGAGCUUUGUUAGGUUGGUCUGCGAUAAGAGGAAGUCUAGACCCAGCUAUUGUGUUGCCACUGUAUGCGAGUGGAGUGUUCUGGACUCUCGUGUAUGACACUAUAUAUGCACAUCAGGAUAAGGAAGACGAUCUGAAAGUGGGUGUUAAAUCUACAGCAUUGAGAUUUGGGGAUUCAACUAAGCUAUGGAUCACUGGGUUUGGAAUUGCAUGCGUUAGCAGUCUUGCUGUCAGUGGAUUUAAUGCCGAUCUUGGUAAACUUGUUUCCCUUUGACCCGUCCAAUUUCUUAUAUGUUAAUUAGUUAUGACAAUGAAAGGAUUUUUGCUUAUUCUUUUACCUUCCCUCCCCCCUCCCACUUGGCAAACAGGAUGGCCAUAUUAUGUGAGUUUAGCAGCAGCAUCCGGACAAUUAGCUUGGCAGAUUCAGACGGUCGACCUAUCCAGUCGAGCUGAUUGCAACAGGAAAUUUGUGUCGAACAAAUGGUUUGGCGCUAUCAUCUUCAGCGGGGUUUUAUUCGGCAGACUCCUGCAGUAGCGAUAAAUAACACACCGAAUACAUGUACACAGGACUCAGGAGUAAUGCUUGCACAUCCCUGAUCACAGGUCGAGGUGAAAUAUGGGAAUGAUGGUCGUGGAAGUGUCAAAGAAGGCUCUUGGCCUCAUCAUGGCUGGUGUCUAAGAAGGUAGAGUCGCAAAAGGCCCAUAAUUAACUGGGUUAGGUUUUCAUUCAUUAGUGACAAAUCGAUGGCAGAAAAGAAGGAGGAUUGUUUUCCAUUGUAUCAGUUUAAUUAAGAAAAACUUCUGAUUCGUUCAUUCAAGUAAGGCAUCAAUAACUUUUUUGGGAAUUUGUUAUAAACAUAAGCUGAUAUUGAUAUUUGACAAAAUGGUCAUAUUCUAUUGGAUGAAUCAUAGAUAUACAUUUACUUGAAAAGAGUAUUGCUUGCAGAACAUGAAC
Molecule: messenger RNA, 1775 nt
Organism: Linum tenue
Lineage: Eukaryota; Viridiplantae; Streptophyta; Magnoliopsida; Malpighiales; Linaceae
Source: the annotation of a GenBank genome assembly